Vitis riparia (riverbank grape) is the source of this 663-nucleotide messenger RNA. Its product is annotated as 3,9-dihydroxypterocarpan 6A-monooxygenase-like. The coding region runs from base 1 to 663 and encodes 220 amino acids. The record is from RefSeq and is a predicted model, not a curated record. Lineage: Eukaryota; Viridiplantae; Streptophyta; Magnoliopsida; Vitales; Vitaceae. Gene Ontology annotation, molecular function: oxidoreductase activity, acting on paired donors, with incorporation or reduction of molecular oxygen; heme binding; iron ion binding. The transcript has a single exon.
AUGCAGCUUCGUCUCGGUUCAUCAACUUGUAUCGUUGUAUCUAACGUUGUGGUUGCUAAACAAUUCAUGAAAACCCAUGAACUAGCCUUCAUCUCCCACCCUGAAUUCAGGUUCUCAGACCACUUCAUUUACAGAGGAUCCAAGUUCAUCGUGGUGGAGUAUGGCCCAUACUGGCGCUUCAUGAAGAAACUGUGCCUCACAAAGCUUCUCGCCGCUCCCACCCUCGACCGCUUCAUACAUAUCCGAGAGGAAGAGAUGGGAAAGCUCGUGAACACACUGAUUCAGAGGUUGAGGAAAUGGGAAGCCUCGGAUUUGAGCAAGGAGCUAACAACGUUGACGAACAAUAUGAUAUGUAGGAUGGCGAUGAACACAAGGUGCAGUAAAAACAGUGAUGAAGCUGAGGAGAUGAUGGAGUUGGUGAAGGGGGUGAUGGAGAUUUCAGGGAAGCUGUCUAUAGGAGAUACUUUGGGGGCUUUGGGGAGACUGGACUUGUUUGGAUAUGGGAAAAAACUUGAAGCAAAACUAAGGAAAUUUGACAGUUUGGUGGAGAAGAUCAUGGAGGAGCAUCAGAAUGGGAUGCUGAAUGGCGACGGAAGAGAAGUGAGAGAUCUUAUGGAUAUUUUAUUAGAGAUCCAUGAAGACCCUUUUAUUGAAUUGAAUUGA